GUGAUGUCACAGGGGCCAGUGGAUUUAAGCAGGUUUUAGUUUGACGCUAAUCCCCUUGUGGCAAACGCUGUGGAGGAGAGGACUGUCCCUGCCAAUGGCGUGCAUCAACCCCAUUGGAUUACUGCGUCUCGUCCCCUCCUCCACUCUGUUGCCAUUGUCCAGCAUGUGUUUUUACCCCAAUUUCUUUACCCUCGAUCUUAGUUUGGAAUGUAAGCGUCAUGCCCAGCACAAGCAUGAUCCCUGCUGUAGAAUGGAGUAGAGCCUCGUCCUAAAGGUGUGUUUUUUUUUUUCUUUCUGCAUGUGUGUGUAUACUCUGUUUAUCAUGUUGUGCCUCUCUCCUUGUGGAUUUCUAAUGUUUCCAGGGCUGAAUUAUUUAGAUAGGCUGCCAGCAGGGAGCUACAUGAUAGCACAAACUUUAGAGUGAGGGGAGGGUGGGGGCCCUACAGCUGUAGAUCAGGUAAGAGGGUACCGCAAGCUUCACCUUUUCUCUUCUCCACCCUCUCCUCCCUAUUUGAUUGGAGGUGAGUGUAACAGGAGAAGCUGAAACACAAUACCCAGCUCUAUUUUCCGCUUUUAUAGCCGCGGCUUUAUUGUCUUCACUGAUGCCUAACUCAAGUGAGCAGUUGCGUUUUGGUGGCUCUCUGGGCCAGUCUCGUCCUGAAUGGACUGAAGGCCAGAUCGACGGAGCUGCAAGCCGCUGCAACUAUUGUGGCACCUUUUCGGGGCGUAGGAAUUCUUUGCCCGUGGGCGGAAGAGACGGAUUAUCAUAUCACCAUCACCUAGAUCUUAGUGAUAAACAGGAUCCAGUCCUCCGGUCUUCCUUGUACAGGCAGAUUCAGCAGGAUGCCCAUGUACAGCAGCUACUAAGGAAGCACUCAGUGCCCGAUCUGAGCAGCAGUCUCUACCUCAGACAAGUGAUGGCAGGCCGGGCCUCUGCACCUCCUCAGGAUUACUACCUGGCUGACGCUACCUUAUCUAGUCAGCUACCUCAAGAGUCUGGGUUUUAUAGGGAUAACCAGCAACUGCUCAACAGAUCAGCCUUGCAUUAUGGGCCCAGUCCUGGGGGGGUGAGGCCUACGUGGGAUCAAGGACAGGCAAGGGCCACACCUUCCAUGCUGGCCUCUGGUUCUACACCUAACCCCGCGCCUCCUCCUCCUCCACCUCCUCCCCCGCCUCCUCCACCACCUCCUCCCCCUCCUGUACAUGAGCUGAGCCGUUUGUACAGGGAAUCUCUGGGAUCUAAGAUGAUCCCAGACGUCCAGCGUCUUGGUGGCAGCUCUACAUGUCCUGCAGUCUACGGGGUUCAGCCCCCUCUCCCUAUUUAUGCUGCUGAGCAACUCUCUGCGCACCAAGCUUAUAACGCUAUCAACUGCUUGUCCCUGGACCCCCGCCAGUCAGCUGCCACCAGUUCAGUGGUGGACCCAGCUUCUCAGGGAAUGGACGGAGCUUUCCCCCGGGGUUAUGGAGCUAUAGCCUCCCAGAGGCUGCCUUAUGACCCAAACUAUGAUCCCAGUUCAGCCAUGGUGGCUGCAACAGCCGGAAUGACCUCUAGCCUGCCUCCUCACCACCCCAGCGCCACAGACCCCAAGAAGAUGGUGGACCCUUCCUUCUUGGCUUUCCUGCGAGCUGAAGGCUUGGCUGAGAGCACUAUCACUCUCCUGCUGCAACAUGGCUUUGAUUCCACUUCCACUCUGGGAAUGAUGGAGGACCAUGACGUCCGCUCUGUUGCCCCUAACUUGGCCCAGGCCCGUGUUUUGUCCCGCGUGGUGCUUAGUUGCAAGGCAAGUGGGCCGACACGUACCCGAUCCAACAGCUUCAGCCACCGCAACGACCUCUACAUGCAGCCCCAGGGCUUGACCAUGGACCCCAGCCUGAUGCAGCAACAUCCUUCCACCAUCCAGACCGUGUCCCCAAGGAUGGGAGAGUUUCUUGGCAGAAGACCCAGCAGUGCACCAUCCCAACACUUGCUUGAAACCACCACCUACCCAGGACCACGGCCGCUGGGAGCUGGAGCUUACCCAAUGAGCCCUGGAGGAUAUAGCAGUGCUCUAACACAGGGACGACCCCUCUCCAUGUACAGUGCCCACACUGGUCUUGCCAUGUCUGCUCUUGGACAACAGCCUCCACCAGCUCCUGGCACCCCUGGAGCUGCACCCAAAACCUUCUCUAGCUCCUAUUCCCCCAUGGAGCUGAUGAAGAGACCCCCCAACCUCCCCCUAGCGUCGCCAAUGGGAGCGCCAAGCCCCCUUCACAGCCCCCAACUUCUCCGCAAAGGGAUCAAUGCUGCUCCCGAGAAUUCCAUUGUUCCCGUAACGUCUUCUUCCAAUCUCCAAGUGCAAAACUUUAACAACAACAACAACAAGAUGAUAGGACGUCGUACAGGUCCACCUGUCAUAGUCUCCACCAUGGUCACCACACCUGACACAAGUAAUGUCAAACCCCACCUUUCUCACUAUUUCUUCAAACCCUUUCUCCUCUGUCCUUGUUGCUGGUUUAUAUUUUUUUCUCUAGUCAUUGGUAAUAAUUUAGUUUUUCUCAUUUUGUUUCGUCAUAGAUUAGAUACAUAUAGAGAUUUAAUUCUGUGUAUGGUAGUUUUGUAUAGUGUGCCAAGAAACUAUCCGACAGUCUUUUUGAAUGGAGGAGUAGCAUGUAAGAUGCAUCUGACAAGUUAAGCAGCUUUGCUCUGAGAGGUCUUUUUUUUGUUUUUAAAUUAUGCAACUAUUUAUACAUGUAUUGCAACAGAGUUGUGUCAUUUGCCAGAGGGGAUCCUGUCUCAUCACCAAGAUGAAAUAUUUCUUAUGAGCAGCAUUCCAGUUAUUGGGGCCAACAUUUUUCUGUCUUUUUCUUUUUCCUUUAGUUUAAUGGUCAGAAUCAUUUUGAAGCAACAGUGUGCAGUGGUUUUGUAGCUCCACCUUGCUUUUUCAGUGUUUGUUCUACAUGGUUUGUGAACUUGUUGGGAACUCACAAUACAAUUUGGCAAAAAAAUAAUAAUAAAAAACUCCAGUUAACAGGAUAGUGUUCGCUAGC
This is a messenger RNA of Larimichthys crocea (large yellow croaker), 3027 nucleotides long. RefSeq lists its product as uncharacterized. The coding region runs from base 603 to 2672 and encodes 689 amino acids. Gene Ontology annotation, cellular component: nucleus. The record is from RefSeq and is a predicted model, not a curated record. The transcript has a single exon. Gene Ontology annotation, molecular function: transcription coactivator activity; transcription corepressor activity; DNA-binding transcription factor binding. NCBI's taxonomy places the organism in Eukaryota, Metazoa, Chordata, Actinopteri, Sciaenidae. Gene Ontology annotation, biological process: regulation of transcription by RNA polymerase II.